Molecule: messenger RNA, 2451 nt
Organism: Pristis pectinata (smalltooth sawfish)
Lineage: Eukaryota; Metazoa; Chordata; Chondrichthyes; Rhinopristiformes; Pristidae
Product: eosinophil peroxidase-like
Exons: 14
Coding region: 1-2451 (816 amino acids)
Biological process (GO): response to oxidative stress
Molecular function (GO): heme binding; peroxidase activity
Source: RefSeq, a predicted model, not a curated record
AUGCACAUGCAGCUCCAGAAUUCAAGAUUAUCCCUGGAAAUCCAGAGACAGCACUCAGAAUUUUCCAGAACUGGGAAACUGAACACAACUGAAAGCAUCAACGCAAUAAAUUCCAUCGUAGUACUGGAAGCAUUAACUUCAAUAGUACCAAACAUAGAAAUUCUUCAACUAUUGCUCCUGCUUAAAUACCUGAGCUCCACUUUUACAUUAGCAGAAGUGCAACCCACCGUACAAGGAUCUGUGACUCAGCGAGGUAACACAUUUAUCAUUGAGACAUUUCAUCAAGCAGUUGAUCUUGUCAAUGCUGCCUACAAAACAUCCAGAGGCAGGAGUAAAGCAGCACUGCACAAAGGCUCCAUUCGUGCAAAUGACCUGCUUAGCUUUUUCAAACUUCCUGUGGCUGAGACUCGGAACGCAGUGCGAGCAGCUGAGCUGAUGGAAACAACGAUCGAACUUAUUCGGCAGAUGGUUUACACCCAGGAGAAAAUAUUCAGGAAUGCAACAGAUCUUCUCAGCACACUGGAUCUUCAGACACUGGCCAAAGUGACAGGUUGUACUACUCAGCUACAGAUGGUCACUUGUUCCAGCUCCUGUCUAUUGGACAAAUAUCGAACCAUUUCUGGCAUCUGCAAUAACAGACAGCACACUCACUGGGGAGCAGCUAACGUCCCGUAUGUUCGAUGGCUCCCUCCCGAGUACGACGAUGGGUUUUCAGUUCCAAAAGGAUGGCUUGAGACCAAGGAAUAUAAUGGAUUCCCCUUACCGCUGGCCAGGAUGGUGUCAACAGCAAUCCUGCACACUGGCAACAGGAACAUUUCUCUGGACAGCAAUUAUGCCCACAUUUUGGUAGAAUGGGGACAAUGGAUUGACCACGAUAUGGACCUGACACCGCAGAGCGCCAGUACCUCUUCCUUUAUCGACAGUGUUGAUUGUUCAUCAUCUUGCUACAACAGAAGCCCGUGCUUCCCAAUACAGAUCCCAGAUGAUGACCCACGUGCCUGUGAAAGUGAGACGUGUAUGCCGUUCUUCCGCUCAGCCCCAGCAUGUGGGAGUGGCGAAUCUGGAAUCCUCACAGGACAGCUCCGCCCCAGGGAGCAACUGAACAGCAUCACUUCCUUUGUGGAUGCCAGCAUGGUGUACGGAAGUACAGAGACCUUGGCAUGGAAACUGAGAAAUCAUACCAAUGACCUUGGGUACCUGGCCAUUAACCAGCAGUACUCAGACAACGGCCUGGCCUAUUUGCCCUUCAUGACCAAGAAGCUUCAAAAUCCCUGUGCACUGACCAGAGACCAAUCCCUCGUUGGAAAUAAGUCAGAUAUUCCAUGUUUUCUGGCUGGGGAUUCCCGAGCAAAUGAACAUUUAGGGAUGCAAGCACUACACACUAUCUUCUUACGAGAACAUAACCGAAUAGUAUCAGAACUACAUCAGCUAAACCCACACUGGAGUGGUGAGACUCUGUAUCAGGAGGCACGAAAAAUCAUGGGAGCCUACCACCAGAUUAUAAACUGGAAGGAUUAUGUGCCAAAGAUUCUUGGUCCUGAAGCAACAAAGCAGCACCUACCUCCCUACAAGGGCUAUGAUGAAACAGUUGACCCCCGGAUUUCGAAUGUGUUUGCCACAGCAGCAUUUCGUUUUGCUCAUGUUACCAUCCAUCCAAUACUCUUUCGAUUGGAUGAGAAUUACAGAGAGAAUCCGACCUACCCCAGCAUCUCUCUGCACAAGUCAUUUUUCUCUCCAUGGAGAAUUAUAGAAGAAGGAGGCAUUGACCCAAUCAUCCGAGGUGUUAUAUUAAACUCUGCCAAGCUUCAAACACAAACACAGAUGAUGCCGGAAGAGCUGACAGAAAAGUUGUUUCAGCCUAAGGAAUCCUUAGCAUUGGAUCUGGCAGCACUGAACCUACAACGAGGAAGGGAUCAUGGGCUACCAAGUUAUAAUGCCUGGAGGCAGUUCUGUGGACUGCAGGAAGCCAAGAAUAUCUCUGAAUUAAUACAGAUCUUUAACAGCACAUACUUAGCAAGAAAGAUCCUGUCAGUGUACAAGACACCCGAAAAUAUAGAUGUGUGGAUUGGUGCAAUAGCAGAGCCACUACUGCCCAGAGCUCGUGUCGGGGAGCUCUUGGCCUGUCUUCUUGGAAAACAGUUCAGAGUCCUGAGAGAUGGAGACAGGUUUUGGUGGGAAAACGAAGGUGUGUUUACCAACCAGCAGAAAGAAGAGCUGAGUAAAGUCACUCUGUCCAGGAUCUUAUGUGACAACACCAGAAUUCAGAGAAUCCCCGUAGAUGUAUUUUCACGGAACCAAUAUCCCAAUGACUUUGUACUUUGUAACAGCUCUGCAAUCCCCUCAAUCAAUUUGGCCCCCUGGAAAGAGAAGACCACAGAAACUCCUUGUGGAGAAGUUUCCCAAGGUGGAAAAGGCACAUUUCUUCUUCUGCAAGACAUCCAUCCAUUUUGA